CCAGCCUGGAAAUGAGAACAUACCAAACAUGAUGUAAGCGAGAAGCAGCCACACUGAGCCGUGGUUCAGUGCACCAGACAGAAGUAUAUCCACAGCUGUGAUUAAAUUGAGAAUAUUUAAACAUGUUUGCUAAAACAGGAAAUGCUGAGUGUAAUAAAAUAUGUAAAGUGUAAAUUAUUAUAAAAGAUUCUCCACGUUUGUUGUUAUGGUAAGAUGAAGCAGUCCCUUUUUAUGUGUACAGUACACAGUAAAAAAAAAAAAGUCUGUGUGCAGAUAUUAAGAAAGGUGUAUAAAUUAGUUUUGCUCCAAAUGUACUGGACUGAGUGGAGCAAAAAGUAUUAGAGGCAGACUUUUAAAAUUUUGUGACUUGUGAAAUGGAACAUUUGUGACGGUGAAACAGUCGUAUUAUAUAUGUGAAAGACUGAAAUUAUCUACAAUUACAAAACUCCUAUAGGAUUUUUCUCUGCAACCCCAACUUCUCGGCUACAAGGCACAAAUACUUUUGCACCAAAAAUACCUUCCCGGUUCCUGAAUGAAAAAGGAGCUGAAGCUGACAAUUGGGAAGGUCAGAUAAAAUAUCACAACUGUUCCUUUAAGUUACAGCGGUUACCGCAGUAAGCCUGGAGAUAUCACGGCGUGUCAAUGGACAUUAACUUCAAAACUUGUCUUCAAAGGAUCAACGUUUGUAAAAGAAAGGCUGAAACCAUCAAUAGCCUUAAAUGGCUAAAAUGUGCAAUUUCCAACCGUCACGAUGAGAAGAAGCACUCGACUACAAUUAUCGGGUUACUACAACUCGGAUGGACUGCCUACCAUCUCCUACAAGGGCUAUUCUUAUGAAGUCUUCAGGGAGCAAAGGAGUUCUAGAUGUGCCAACUUUGGCACAUACUCGAUAGCAGGCACCGUCCCGUGCAUAAACAUGGACAUGGAGAUGGAAAUGGACUCAGAUGCAGAAACCAUUCCAUACGUAGAUAUAGACACGGACUCAGAUGCAGAAACCAUCCCAUAUAUAGACAUGGACAUGGACUCCGAUGCAGAAACCAUCCCAUACAUAGACUCGGACAUAGAUUCUUACACAGAACCCAUCCGUCACCCAGGCUUGAACAUGAACACUGAAGCACGGAUGAUAGCAGAAGAAUUUCACUUUGAAAACAGAAGGAGGACCAUCAUUUGUAGACCAUUCCCCAAAACGAGACACAGGGAGAACAUUUUUUUGUUCUUCAUCACAUGCCUCCUGGUUUUUGUUCUGGCUUACCCGAUUUAUGCCAUGACCUUCCCACUUGAAGAGUCUCCUGCAUCCCUUUUUGCAGAGGACAUGGCUUCCAAUGCAUACUGCAAAGGGAAGAUAAUGGAUCCAAUAGAGCUGAUGAAGACUCUGACAACAAAUGACUACUGUCACCCACCAUAAAUUAGCAGUAGUAUCACAGGACAGGACAUUGCAUUCAGCGACUGAAAUCGCACCUCAAUAUUCUCUGUAGUUUAUAAUUUCUCACUAACUGUGUGUCUGUGUUUUAAGAUGCAAAUCAGAUCCGCACACAGGACAGAGCGAUGGAUAGGUAAGUAUGGAGGUAAGAACGCCUACAUGUGUACUAUCAAGCUGAAAACAUUCAUUCAAACUUGCUGUGUGAAAUCUGUAGUUUUAAAAAAUACCAGCAAAAUCAUUAGAUUUUCACUAUAAAAUUAAUUUUGGAGGGCGUAAAUCUUUACAUUCUUAAAUAUUCAUUAAUAGUUCAAUUGGAAUAAGUUAGCAUCUUUAUUUCAGUAACAAAAAUGAAAUAACUAUUUUUAGUAUUAAUUUGAGAAAGAAAGGGAUGCACAGGGUAACAGCAAGAAGAUCCAGGGUUUAAAUCCCAAUCUGAAGUCUCUGCAUGGAGUUUCCAGGUUCUCCCUGUGCAUAUGUGGGUUCUCUCCAGGUGCUCUGGCUUCCUCCCACAGUGCAAAAUCAUGACUGUUGGUUCAAUUGCUAACUCUAAAUUGCCCUUAGGUGUGUGUGGCUGUGAACUUACAUAGUUCACAGUCACACAAGCUAAUGCUUCAGUUGAUCAGUUUUAUAUGAUUAGUUUCAUAUAAAACUAAUCAAAGAAAUGGAUGUAAACUGUUACAACAGUUUUAUUGAUUCAAAUAACAGUUCAUCAGUGUAAAUCUGUCUUGACUUUGAACACCUAACAUAGCUUUACUUGACUGGUGGUAUUUUCAGUUCCUAGGAGUUUCACAACAUGAGUGAGGAUGUUUUUGUAGUCAGAUUCAGAUCCUCUGUAGGGGUAAUAGAGUGCUUAGAGUUUUUAUAGAGUUUUAGCUUAGCGUGGUGACUAGCAGCAGACCAAACGACUGCAGGAUGCUUUGUCAUCCUCAGAGUAACUGAAUGGGUUUUCUCCAGGUGCUCUGGUUUCCCCCACCCAAAAAAACAAAACAUGGCGACUGAUAUUUUAAAACAUUAGGUUUAGCAAACACCAAAAAUGCAAUAAAGAAAAGGCAUACAUUUAACACAGGUUUGCUAAAUUAUACCUGUAAUUUCAGGACUAAUAGCUAAUGUGCUAAGCUAGACUAAAUUGGGUGAAAAUGCAAAGGGAUAAAUACAAACACAUGUUGAUUUCGCAGGUACAGUGUCUUCUCUCUUCGUAUUAUUCUCCCUUCAUGUGUGUUCAGUAACAUUACACCCUCAUUAACUCUGUGUGUUCUCUUCUUAGCUCCAGAAGCCCUGGUUUGCACCUCCACUCCCCAGCCGGUCGAGGCAGAUGGCCGCCCAUCCUGAGCCUGGUUCUGCUGGAGGUUUCUUCCUGUUAAAAGGGAGUUUUUCCUCCCCACUGUUGCCCAGUGCUUGCCCAGGAUGGGGGAUUGUGUCACAAAAUGACUGCAAUCAGCUGGUUUCUUUAGAUGAAUAAAUUGAAUCAAUUCGAA
This is a messenger RNA of Xiphophorus couchianus (Monterrey platyfish), 2895 nucleotides long. RefSeq lists its product as uncharacterized. NCBI's taxonomy places the organism in Eukaryota, Metazoa, Chordata, Actinopteri, Cyprinodontiformes, Poeciliidae. Bases 752 to 1405 code for a protein of 217 amino acids. The transcript has 5 exons. The record is from RefSeq and is a predicted model, not a curated record.